AUGCAGCAAUUACGCCCGAGCUCAAGCACUAAUCGACCAGUUCAUAUCUUUAAUGGCCGCAUUGACUCUCCCGCCUUCAAGGCUGUUGGUCGAGCCCCCUGGGACAUUGCUCGCUACGACUUUUCCAUAGGCAUAGAUACGGACGAGGCCAUAGAUGUGUCCGGGCCAGGCCUAGAUGGAAUUCUCAUCAACGCGCCCACUCGCGCAGUACAGAGCCAUGACUACGAUCACAAGCUUAUCGGUGUUGGUUGGAACGAAUAUGGUGUACUACGAGUCGGCUGGAGGGGGUGCUGUUUUCAGUGUGGGAAGUAUCAACUGGAACAAUUCUUUGGCUAG
Messenger RNA from Penicillium waksmanii, 336 nucleotides. RefSeq lists its product as uncharacterized. The transcript has a single exon. The coding region runs from base 1 to 336 and encodes 111 amino acids. Lineage: Eukaryota; Fungi; Ascomycota; Eurotiomycetes; Eurotiales; Aspergillaceae. The record is from RefSeq and is a predicted model, not a curated record.